Molecule: messenger RNA, 2257 nt
Organism: Papaver somniferum (opium poppy)
Lineage: Eukaryota; Viridiplantae; Streptophyta; Magnoliopsida; Ranunculales; Papaveraceae
Product: E3 ubiquitin-protein ligase TRAIP-like
Exons: 9
Coding region: 214-2013 (599 amino acids)
Source: RefSeq, a predicted model, not a curated record
UUUGAUAGUUUUUGCACUCCUGCUGGUUCCGGUCCAAUUUUGGGAACCGCAAUCAGUCUUUGGCGCUAAAACCAAUCUGGGUUCAUUUUCAUUUUUCAUUUUCACGAAAUUUGGCGCUUGAAAUUUGUGGGUUUUCUUUAAAAAUACCCUAAAAAAUGAAUCUUUAGCCCCCCUCUCUCAAUUUAUCCAUCAAUCUCUCUAUCCCUAUCAGAAAUGGGUAACAAUGAGAAUGAAUUUGGGAAAACAAUCUGUACAAUCUGUUACGAAGAUCUAAAACCACUGAUUGAAGAUCUACAAGCAAUAUCCAUCUGUGGUCAUGUCUUCCACGAGCUCUGUUUACAGCAAUGGUUAGAAUACUGUGAUGGUAAGAAACAAACAUGUCCAGUAUGUAAACAAAAAUGUUGUCAACAGAAUAUUGGGCGUCUUUAUUUUCAAUCGGUUGGGGAUCCAGCUGAUUUGAUUCAGAAAAAAGGUAGUAAAAUUCGUUUUGAAGAAGAAGAUCCUAGGGUUUUGCGUGCGGAAGUAAAGAAAUUAGAAGAUAAGAUUUUAGGGAUUACGGAAUCUUUGGAGCGGAAAGAGAAGGAAUUGAAAGAUACUAAUGAACAGCUUUGUGUAAGUAAGGCGGAGACGAAGAGAGAAAUGGGUUUGAAGAAUGAAGCAUUGAAAGAAAGGGAGGUGUAUCGGACUAUGCUUAGAACAACUUCUGAGGAACUCUCCAAAGCGGAAUCGGAGUGUGCGAGGCUCCAACAGAGAAGUUUGGGAUUAGCUAAAGAAGUUGCAGCUCUGAAAUUGGUAUCGGAUGUAAACCUGGAGGAAGAAGAGGUUUUGAAGCUAGCUUCAUUUAGUACCGGAAAUAGCAACAAGGACACAAUAGAUGUUCUAAAGAAAUCUCUUGUCCUCCGUAACAAGAGCUACAAAGAGUUGAUGGUCCAGUGUAACCUUCUAGGAAGAGGUGAAACCCGGUCUCAUAAAAAGCUUGAGAAGACGAAAGAAAAAAUGAACAAGCUGAAGUCUCGAGUGCUUGAGCUGGAGUUGGCCUUGGAACAAAAGGAAAAUGAAGUAUUACGUGCAUUAAAAGCUUCCAAGAGAACUCCCCCUGAAGAGGUUGAUUUAAGCAGUGCCAAGAGAACUUCUCGUGAAGAGGUUGAUUUAAGCAGUGCCAAGAGAAUUUCCCGCGAAGAGGUUGAUUUAAACAGUGCCAAAAGGACGUCCUUCUCGUCCUUUAACAAAUGUUCAUUUGACGAGAAGAUAGAGCAGUCUGCUGAACCUCUGCUGAAGUCAGAUGAAAUUGGUGCUGCUGAUUUUUUCAAAGAGUCGGGUGUUAACUCCAAGAAGGAUACUGAUAUAGUCGAUAUUGAUCCAGAGUUAGGUUUUAGCACUAUCCAGAACUCUGCUGAACUUGCCCCAGCUUUUCCUGCAACCUUAUCUGCUUUUCUUAAGCCUCAAAUGAAGGCCAGUAAAACUCUUGAAGAGUCCCGCUUUUCAAGUUUGAAGUCAGCUAUUGACACUAAAAAAAGAGAUCCAGUUCAGGGGCAAAGUAGUGUGUUCUUAAGUUCAGCUGUUGAUGUUAUGGACGAGGAUGUCGUGCAGUGUGGACAGAGAAGUUCAGAUCCAGAGGUAGUAAUCCUCGAUGAAGUUACAGAGGAUCCACUUUUACGUCGUGUUCGAAAUGAAGCUUCUUGUUCUGCCCCAACCUCCUCUGUAGGAGAUCAAUGUUUUUCUGGUGGACUUGUUGGGCCUGAUGGAACCAACAGAUACUUGGGGAAAUGGUGCAAGCGUACUCAGUUGGGUACUUCUGUACCAUCAUCAAACGCAAGUCUCGGUAGUUUAAUUUCAGUUGGAGCCGAUGGAAGAGGUGGUAGGAUUAAAGUUUUGAGAUCUCAAAACCAGUCGGAAACUGUGGUGACUCCAGCUUUUCCAAAGAGAUCCAAAAUUGGAGGUAAACAAAGUGGACAACAGGCUCAAGGAUGCUUGCAAAUAGAGCAUUUCUUUCGAAAAGCUAAUCGGUCAUAAAUAUAUGCGUAGUUUUUGUAACUUCAAUUUGCAUUUUUGAGAUUCCAUGAUGUAGUAGUUUCACAGGAUAUGUGAUUAGCCAGAAGGAUGAAGUUUUUUGUUUAAUAUUCGUCUUCCAACAGAAACUGUGAUUCACAUUGAGGUUAAAGCUUUAGAAGAGUUUGAAGAAGAUUGACUGUUCGGGUUUCUUUGCACUGGCUCCAUGUCUAUAAAAAUGUGCUGCAAUGGACUUUAAUAUUUUUCA